Molecule: messenger RNA, 1993 nt
Organism: Entelurus aequoreus (snake pipefish)
Lineage: Eukaryota; Metazoa; Chordata; Actinopteri; Syngnathiformes; Syngnathidae
Gene: glod5
Product: glyoxalase domain containing 5
Exons: 4
Coding region: 141-647 (168 amino acids)
Source: RefSeq, a predicted model, not a curated record
GAAUGAAUGUCGAGCAAAAUAAACGAACAUAUUCUGAGCAACCAUAACAUUAUUAAACAAAACUAUACAGUAGUAUUGUGUUACCUUUCCCCUCGCUGCGGUGAAGUGGACAAACACGGAAGUAGGUGUGCCACACCAAAAUGGCACUUCGAAAAGUCGGUAGUCGUGUUUGGACCGUCCGGAAGAUUACACUUCAGACUUCUGUCUUUCCAACUGGUGUUAGAUUGAAGGCAACAUGUCCAGUGGAAGUAAGUCAUGUGGAUCAUUUGGUGCUGACUGUGAAAAGCGUGUCAGAAACCAUCGACUUCUACACAUCAACUCUGGGCAUGGAGGUCGUUACUUUCAAGGGUAACCGUAAGGCUCUGGGCUUUGGGAAGCAGAAGUUUAACCUUCACCAACUCGGGCAGGAAUUUGAGCCUAAAGCCAAGAAUCCCAUGCCUGGCUCUGCUGACCUGUGUCUCGUCACCAAAACCCCUCUGACAACCGUAGCUGCACACCUGAAGGUGUGUGGCGUCCAGAUAGAGGAGGGUCCAGUGGAGAGGACUGGAGCAGUGGGGACGAUUACCUCUCUGUACUUUAGAGAUCCAGAUAAAAACCUCAUCGAAGUGUCCAAUUAUAACCAGAAAAAAUCAGACAAUCGAGACUAAUAUUUCCUCUUGAACUUUGUUGUAUUCUUAAUUUUCUAUUUAAGUCAUCAUGAACACUUGAUUGAGACCACAGUAGAUUGUGUUAGUAGACAUCCUAGUUUUGUUUUGUAUUGCUCACUGCUACUGAUGUGAGGAAAAUUGUUUUUCUAGAUUGAAUUUUAUUUUAUCUUAACUGGUCCCUGCGGCUUAUACAAACGGUGCGGCUUAUUUACGGCCUGUUCUUCUCCGACAUCGACGAAGAGGAUUUCGGUGGUUUUAGUACGCAGGAGGAAGACGAUGACACAAUGAUUAAAGACUGACUUUUCAUAUACCGGUAGGCUGGUUAUUUUGAUAACGUACAGGCGAGCACUUUGUAUUACUUUGCACCGUUGUAUUAUUUGUACUCUGCACAAAUGCUGUUCGCCAUGUCAAAGAUGUGAAAGUUUGAUUGAAUGAUUGAAAGAUUUAUUGUUAAUAAGUGGGACGCUUUGCGUUCCCAAACAGUCAUCUCUGUCCCGACAAUCCCCUCCGUGGUAGCAGGAACCCCUUUAUACUACGGUAAUUACACAUCAAAACCCUGCGGCUUAUAGUCGGGUGCGGCUUAUAUAUGGAGCAAUCUGUAUUUUCCCCUAAAUUUAGCUGGUGCGGCUUAUAGUCAGGUGCGGCUUAUAGUCCGGAAAUUACGGUAACACUGACUAAAACUAGUUUUUCAAUUUUUGCAUUUAAUUUUUGCCUUUAAAUUUUCUGUAAAGCACUUUGCCUUGUGUACGAAUUGUGCUCUAUAAAUAAGUUGUGGUUUUGUCUUUCAUGUUGAAGGAAAGGAGAAAUCCAGUGGAGUACAUUGUGGUUGUCUACAUCCAUGCAUUUUAUUUUUCUAUCAAUGUAGUUCAUUUGUUUGUUUUUACUUGAUUGGUUCUGCAGCCUGCUCACUUGUAAAUGCAUACGCGAUGGCAACACUACUUGGCAAGCAGGAUGGAAUGCAUUGGCAGAGAUUUAUUAGGGUAGAGAAAGGUGCUUUUCACUCGGGUGUGGCUGUGAUCUCUGCACAGGAAGUAUUGAACGGUGUGCGUUCACCUGCGCAUGUGAGGAAACAGGAAAGGGAUUUGGAUUGUCGAACUUGUUGAUCACUUUGUACUCUUUUAUUCUACACACCGUUAUACACCACAUGAUUGCUACUUCUCGCUUAUGCAAAAGGAAUGUUUUUAAUAAACUUACAAAAUGCAGUCUGGAUCUGAGAGUUUUUGUACAGUAAGUGUGUUUGUUGUACAAGUUCCAAUAAUUCACUUCCACCUCUCUGCGACCUAAGGGAAAGUUAUGGAGAGAAAUGUCUUUUAAUGCAACCAUCCAUUUUUGUGUGUGCAAACAAA